Zasmidium cellare ATCC 36951 is the source of this 1608-nucleotide messenger RNA. RefSeq lists its product as uncharacterized. Gene Ontology annotation, molecular function: transmembrane transporter activity. The transcript has 5 exons. Gene Ontology annotation, biological process: transmembrane transport. Lineage: Eukaryota; Fungi; Ascomycota; Dothideomycetes; Mycosphaerellales; Mycosphaerellaceae. The record is from RefSeq and is a predicted model, not a curated record. Bases 1 to 1608 code for a protein of 535 amino acids.
AUGGCGAUAUCAAAGUUGGACCUCGUGUUGAGCUUCACAGGCCUCUGCCUCCUCAACCUCAUCGCUGCAGUGGACUCGACUGCGCUUGGUGUCUCACUCCCGACAAUUGCCAACCCCCUCGGCGCCACGAGCACCCAAGCCUACUGGGCAGGCAGCAGCUUCGUACUUGCGUCGUCUGCCGUUCAACCAAUCUACGCCGCUUUCUCCAAUGCAUUUGGUCGAAGAACCCUUACCCUCAUCGCAUUGGCGCUAUUCACCAUUGGCACCAUCGUGGGAUCUACUGCACAGAAUGUGGCGUCUCUGCUCGUAGGCCGUACCCUUCAAGGAGCUGGUGGCGGAGGCUUCCUCACCAUGACUUAUGUGGUGUUGGUCGACUUGUUUACACUACGUAAACGAGCAAAUGCAAUCGCCCUUAUCGGCCUGGUAUGGCUCGUUGGCACUGUCGUUGGCCCGAUAGCUGGAGGUGCAUUUACAGAGUAUGUGACCUGGCGCUGGAUAUUUUGGAUAUGUCUUCCGUUCGCAGGGAUGAGCAUAUUCCUCAUCGCAUUCCUCCUGAAGACGCCACACGAGCCACUGCAGCUAGGCCAGGCUUUGAAAAUGGUCGACUGGGCAGGCGCUGUGGUCUUCACCGGCUGUCUCACAAGCUUCUUGCUGGCCAUAUCAUGGGGUGGGUCCAUGUUCGCUUGGUCUAGCUACCAAACGCUCGUUCCUCUCAUCAUCGGCGCCGUUGGCCUCGUCGCCUGGCUGUUCUACGAGCACUACGUUCCAACAUCGCCAAUUCUGCCACUCGUCCUCCUCGGGAAUCGGACAAACCUCGCCCUUUUCACUGGCACCAUAUUCAUGGGCAUCAUCCAAUACGGCCUCGUUUACUACCUACCGCUCUACUAUCAGCUCUCCAAGGGAUACUCACCGUUGAUGUCUGGCGUGGCCCUACUUCCACAAUGUGUCUUGUCCGGCCCUACCACUACAAUUACCUCAGUCAUCAUAUCAAAGACAGGAAAGUACAGGCUCGUCAUCUGGAUCGGCUGGGCGCUUCUGUCCCUUGGAUGUGGUCUGCUGGUCCUUUUGACGAACGAAACGACAGUGCCUCAAUGGAUCUUCCUCAACGCGGUAUCAGGACUUGGUCUCGGAUGUCUGUUCACCAGUCAAUCUAUGGCGACACAAGCAGCGAGUGAGCCCCAACACAUGGCUAUCGCGGCUGGCCUGAGCCCGUUCUUCAGGGCUCUAGGGCAGACUAUCGGGAUCGUCAUUGGAGACUCUAUCUUUCAGAAUACACUAAGACAAAAAGCAGACGAGUAUUCCAACAAUAUCACUCAACUUGGUGCAGUACUGGAUGGGCUGCCAGAGGAAUCCCAGGACAGGGCGGAUCUCCUGGCUGCGUUGAACCCAAGCUUUCACGCGAUCUGGUGGACUCUGACCGCAUUUGCUCUGGCAUCACUCGCGCUCUCAUUGUGUAUUCCGCAAUUGAGCUUAGACCAGUCUCAGCCCGUCGUGCCGAGCGAAGAGCCGGGGAAUGAUGUUGAGAGAACAGCAGAAUCCAGAGGCGUCCACCAGGAAGCUGAGAUCAUUGAACUACAGGAACGCCAAGGCGCAGAUGAAAGCGUCUAG